Macadamia integrifolia is the source of this 1746-nucleotide messenger RNA. RefSeq lists its product as uncharacterized. The record is from RefSeq and is a predicted model, not a curated record. Gene Ontology annotation, cellular component: chloroplast. The transcript has 6 exons. NCBI's taxonomy places the organism in Eukaryota, Viridiplantae, Streptophyta, Magnoliopsida, Proteales, Proteaceae. Bases 50 to 775 code for a protein of 241 amino acids.
AUAUGUCCAGGCGUCGCCUACGCUGUAGCGAUUCGCGUUCUUGUAACGGAUGAGGACAUAUGGAUAUGGUGUUUGCGCUCCCCAACCCCAUGCGUCGUGUUCGUCGUUGGAAAGAGUCGGAAGAUCCACAAUGGCUGCCGGAGUCUGCCUUAUCUCAUCUGCACUCAGCCGCCCCCGCGCGUUCCUUCCUGCCAAUUCAACCCAGGUGGCGGUGAAAGAAGAGCAGCAAUCGCUUCGAAGCUCUCCAUCUAAAGUCCAAACUACUCGCCGAAACGUUUCUUUACUGUCACUGCUCGCUGUAAUCCCCUCGCUUUAUCAGCCCCUUUCCGCCUCCGCAUUCUCCAUCGGAUUCUCAGGACCCAAGGAAUGGCUGAAAGAGCAGAAGAAGAAAGCUUCAAAAUUCCUCUUGGCCCCUAUUGAUGCCUCACGAGAGAGCCUCCACCGUGUCUACCUUCUAUUAACGGCAAGUGAUUUUGAUUAUUUGAGCGUGGACUUGGGAGAAGUUCAGGGAUUACUUAGGUCUGCUGCAAGGGACUGUGUUCCACAGGAGAGGAAUUCGUUCGUGUCGUUUCAAUCUAAUACGGGAGUUGAGGUAUGCACAUUUAGGUUGCUUGUGAAUAAUGCAUCUUCAUUACUUGAAAAUAAGAAUCCUGUAAAGUUGGAAACUGAAGCUAUGCUGGAUGAUCUUAUAAGUUCUUUUACCUUCCUUAAUGGUGUGAUUGGCAAAACCGAUAUUCAACUUGCCUCUAACAGAGGAUGUUUGUAUCAUUCUUGAUAUUGUUAUUGAGUGCAAACGUCUCUCAAAGGAGGACGGCAUUGUGAAGACAUAAAACGAAGUACAAUCUGAAGAUCCUCAGGAUACUAACUGCUGACUUCAUUCCAAGCCUGAGGGCCAAGAGCUUAUAAGUGCCGAGCUAGGGAAUAGAUGAUCAGGGCAAAUAGAGGCAACUGGCAAUUGGUCAUUUAAUUUAAGGAAACCCAAGCACUUGGCCUUUGGGUGUGAGGCCAGCGUUGCUUCUGUAUAUAUCAAGAAGCACCUCAUCCUUCCCUCAUCAGUAGGGGAACAAACCUCUCCGUGCCUGGAAAGGGUGACGUGCUUGUGGACAGACAUAAAUCCUCCUCCAUACUUCUAUUAACAAGCUCUAUCCAAAGUUUGAAGGUCAGAAUUGACAUCUUAAAAAUUCUUGCAUUUCCUUACUUCCUGAUCUCCCACACAAAGAUUGCAUGUGAAGAUAAGUGCUCUCGUUACUUCUUCUCAGUCAGUCCUGAAUCAGUUCCCCAAGUGAGCGCCUACUCCACCAUUGGCCGACUAGGGUAAGCUGCCAUUCUCACUGAAACACAAGAAGCAAACCAAGCUAUUCCGGCAUGGUGCAUUCCAAGAGAGCAUGCUCAACAGAUUCGUUACCCUGUCCACAACAAAGGCAUGAUUUUGUGUUGAGCUAUUCUUCUUUGCUUAAGAUUUACCUGAACUCCAACAGCAUUUGAACUCUAAUGGCAUUUAGACAAGAUUUCCAGAAGAAUAAUUGAAUUUUUAGGAGCACUUUGGAGCUCUAUUGAAUUUUCUAGACAUUAUUUGGAAGAUUGUUUGCCCUUGCAGCAGACUUGCAAUUCUUCUUUUUCUUUCCCCUCCCCUCCCCUCCCCCUCCUUUUCUUCUUCUAGUCUCCUACUAGAAUGGUGACCAAAUCUUUAAUUUUUGUCACGUGUAAAUAACUUUUGGUAAUAAUAGAAGUGGCAAAAUGAAUAAA